Molecule: messenger RNA, 732 nt
Organism: Sceloporus undulatus (fence lizard)
Lineage: Eukaryota; Metazoa; Chordata; Lepidosauria; Squamata; Phrynosomatidae
Exons: 7
Coding region: 58-732 (224 amino acids)
Biological process (GO): fusion of sperm to egg plasma membrane involved in single fertilization
Source: RefSeq, a predicted model, not a curated record
GAGAGACAAGUUGGUCCACUCAACAGUGAGGUGUCAGCCGCCAUAAGGGUUUUUGGAAUGAUGCCGGUUUGGGGGGAAUCCUGCAAAUACUAUUUGGAUAGAGGAGAAAGUAUGAUUGCAUACACCACUGCUAGCAGUCCUGCUUUCAAACAGUGUUCUGGGAAGAAACUCUCACAAUCUCCAUCGUUCUCCAAUCUCAAAAGCCAACAGGACAAUGAAGAUGUGGUGAGAGAGAGGAGAGAAAGCCAUCUCUGCACAAAAGGUUCUUUUCUCAGAUGUGGCUCUCCUCCAGCAAGAAGACUUCUUUCUGGACACCCAGUCAUGCCUAUAAGAUAUCCUUUGCUCCUCUGGUUGGCUUCCCCAGCAGCGGCUUGCCUCUACUGCUUCUCCAAUGGUGCCCAGCGCCUUCGUGUGUGCCAGUAUUUUCUGGGCCAUCAGAGCGUGGAGCAUGAAGCUUGCCUGAAGGCGCUGAUGGUGGCCUUUGAACCUUACCUUGCAACCAAAGUGGACAUGGCUGAAAUCGCAAAACUGAAGGACACGUUCAACAGGAUCCUCUUUUUCAUGGAAGAGAAAGGCGUGGCCAAUGUACCUUAUCGCAUCGGCAUCCGAGAGGCUACAGAAAAGAUCAAGGACGAGGUGAAGCAACUCAAAAGAGUGGUAGCAGUGGCAGUGAAAGAGUUGAGAACCUCAGGCAACAAAGCCUUGGCUCUGAGCAGGUUGCUGAAUAAGUGA